Molecule: messenger RNA, 3867 nt
Organism: Harpegnathos saltator (Jerdon's jumping ant)
Lineage: Eukaryota; Metazoa; Arthropoda; Insecta; Hymenoptera; Formicidae
Product: dipeptidyl peptidase 9
Exons: 10
Coding region: 492-3041 (849 amino acids)
Biological process (GO): proteolysis
Molecular function (GO): dipeptidyl-peptidase activity; serine-type peptidase activity
Source: RefSeq, a predicted model, not a curated record
ACGGUGGCGGUGGUAGUGGUGGUAGUAGUGGUGCGAAUAUACGCGAUUUCGGAAAAUUAAUGCCGCGCGACGCCGGCUCCGGGAAGAGGGAGAGGUCGAGAGCAGCGAGGAGGACAGGGAGAAGGUGAAAGUGAGCUCCGACGGCGGCGGUGGUAUAGUGGUGGUAGCGGCGACGGUAACGGUGUAUAACCUAAAAAUAAGUCCUCUCCCCGUCCGUUCGCCCGUGACUACGCGUGAUCGUCGUUGUUAUUGUCGUCGUCGUCGUCGUCAUCGUUGUCGUCGUCGUCGUCGUCAUCGUCGUCGUGGUUGUCGACACUGACCGCAGUGUACCGUAGCCGACGAGGAUUCUCGUGCUCGCACGACACUCUGCGCUGUUUUCGUCCGCACGCACGUACGCACGCACGCGACGUACCCGCGCUCCGCUCCUCUCGAGGCAUGUCCUCCGCGCCUGACAUGACAGUGUCGACGUCGUCGACGUGCUCGCUGAACGAAUGACUUCGCAAAACGACCGGCUGCAGCGGGAAGCGGACAUGGAAACCUGCUAUGAAGCGGGGGAACACACCGUUCCCGACAGCAUAGUGCCGCGGAAAUCUUGGUCCGAGCUCAGGGCCGUCGUCAGCGAUCUCCGAAGGAAGUUGUCGGGAGUGUCUGCGGGCUCUGUGCCCGGAUCCAUAACCUUUCGAUCUCUUCCGGACGGCCGGACUAGAAUCUAUUUUCUUAGCACCCCCAGCAACGGCUGGGAGACGACUCUUCUAUAUGUAGACAUCGCGCACGCCGAUCACGCCAAUGGUUAUCGUCUGCAUUGGCAGCCUGUCAUAGAAGCGAAUUUCCAGAGCGUAUCGAGCACAAACAGAUUGUCGAGGGAAGAGCAGUUGUUGUGGGAAAGGAAAAGACUCGCUACCUGGGGUAUAACCAGCUAUGAGAUGCAUGCAGAGAGUGGAAAACUAGUCUUUCCGGCUGCCAGCAGUCUCUAUCAGUGUGUGGAUACUGGAUUCAUGCCCGGACCUCUUUUCCCUUCUGAGAUUAGAAUGACAAACACCGGAGCGAAGCUGUGUCCCCAAAUUUGUCCCUGGAACAACGAUUUGGUCGCUCAUACAUGUUCCGGAGAUUUGUACUUGUCGCACAGUAUCACAGGCUCGUCGGUGCGGUUGACGCAUGCUAGGAAAGGUGGCAGAGGUCUCAUGGACGAUCCGCUCACCGCCGGCACCCCGUCCUAUGUGAUGCAGGAAGAGUUUACAAGGUACAUCGGGUAUUGGUGGCAGCCAAAGUCCAACGAUGGUAUUUACCGAAUUGUAUAUGAGGAAGUGGACGAGAGUGACGUAAAGAUUUACUGCUUCCCAUCUUCAUCGAACACUGACGAAGUGGAUGAGUUUAGGUUUCCCAGAGCUGGCAUGCCAAACGCUAGAAGUAAUUUGAAGAUGGUUCAGUUCCGAUUGACGGAGUUGCUGCAGAUCGUCGAUGUCGAGAUAUUGGAGCUGCAAUAUCCACUUCACAUCAUGUUCCCAUGGAUGGAAUACAUGGUGCGAGUUGGAUGGACUCCUGACGCGCAAUACGUCUGGGUACAGCUGCUGGACAGGAAGCAGCAGAAACUCGAAUUGGUGCUGCUGUCGAUGGACAACUUUUGCGAGCCGCCGCCGAACAUGUAUAAUUCCGAGAACCAUUUCACGCCCACGUCGGCAAGUGUUCAAGUGAUAUAUUCCGAACAAAGUUCCGUAUGGAUCAACGUCAAUGAUUUGUUGCACUUCCUCAAGUCCGACGACGCGAAUGAGGUGAAAUUCAUAUGGGGUAGCGAAGAAUCCGAGUUUCGGCACUUGUAUCUCAUCACAUCCAGCAUAGCAGGCCUGAGUGUCGGGGUUGAAGAUCCCCUGGACAGAAUGGAUAGUAUAUUCCUCCGACCGCGUAUCACCUCCAAAGUGGCAUUGACCAAGGGCGACUGGGAAGUCCUGGGUAAGAAGAUAUGGGUCGACGAGGUGAAUUCUAUCGUGUACUUUUGUGGCUUACGCGAGGGACCGUUGGAGCAACACGUGUACGCGGUUUCUCUGCGACGGCCGUUGGAGAUACGGCUGUUGACGCGACCUGGUUACAGUUACAACAGUAUAUAUUUUAAUAAGGAAUGCACCAUGCUGGUCACUGUUUAUAGUUCCAUUAAAACGCUGCCUACUUGUCAAGUAUUCAAGAUCUCGCAAUCUGAUUGGACGGUAGAGAGUAUAUCGCUCACACCUGUAGGCUACCUCUUAGAACCAUCCGCGCCCGAGUCCGAGCUAUUCGCGCCGGAGAUCUUCACGCAUAAGAUCAAGUCAGGCGACACCAUUUACUCUAUGAUAUUCAAGCCUCAUAAUUUCCAACCUGGCGUCAAGUAUCCCACGAUACUGAACGUUUACGGAGGACCCGAAGUACAACUUGUAUCAAAUACCUUUAAGGGUUUAAGACACUUACGCAUGCACAUGCUAGCUGCUCAAGGUUACUGUGUAAUUCUCAUCGACUCCCGUGGAUCCCAACACAGAGGUCUGAUAUUCGAGAGCCAUUUGCGACGUAGAAUGGGAACGGUCGAAUUGAACGAUCAGGUUGAGGUGUUGAGGUGGCUGGCAGAAACUACUGGCUACAUAGACUUAAAUCGCGUAGCUCUGCAUGGCUGGUCUUACGGAGGAUACCUCAGUCUCAUGGGUUUGAUACAGUAUCCCGAUGUAUUCAAGUUGGCCAUCGCCGGCGCCCCGGUCACUUCGUGGAACUUCUACGACACUGGAUAUACCGAGCGUUACAUGGACCUGCCGCAAAACAAUCCCCACGGCUACAUGUCCGGCUCGAUUCUCACGUACGUGAGCAAAUUCCCCGACGAGGAGAAUCGAUUGCUGAUCAUUCAUGGACUCAUAGAUGAGAAUGUCCAUUUUUAUCACACUAGCCAACUGAUUAACGCCCUCGUGAAGAUCGGCAAGCCUUAUCAGCUGCAGGUCUAUCCUAAUGAGAGGCACAGUCUGAGGAGUCUAGAUGCCAGUAAACAUUACGAAACUACCCUGCUGUCCUUCUUACAGAAUCAUUUAUAAACAGAUGUUAUUUUUCUCUUGUUUCUACUUUUUUUCUUUUUAAUACUCUUAGAUCAAUGGUGGGAGAAACAUUUGUUGAGAUAUGGUUUUAGAAAUUUAAAUGACUGCCAUUUAUUCUCAAAUGUGAGAGACUUAAGGAAAGGAACUAAAUCUGAUAUGUCCUUUAUGUGCAACUGUCAACAAUUGAUGCUGUUAAUUUCGCAAAAAGAUAUAUUUCGAUCGAAACUUUUCGGAUACCAUUACUUUUUUAAAACAUUGCAACCGCGAUAGAACGUACUGAUUUUGAACGUGCAUCACGAUAUUAAUGCGAACUCGUCGGGAUCCCAUGCCUAUGGGAACUUGAUUUGCCUUUUUAAUAAGGGAUUUACAUAAAUUAUACAUAGAAACGCUAAAUAUAGAUACCUAUAUGGACUAAUCUUCAACGGCAUUACAGAAGGUGUCACGGAACGUGUAAUAAGUACAUUUGAAACAGCCUUUUUAAUCAGCUAUUGUUGAAGUGCUCACGAGUGUAAUAAAUAUUCGUUAUACGUGACUAUUUUUUAAGAGAACAGACAAUAUACUCAAUUUAUUGACAAUAGUUAAUCAGAAAGACUACUUCAGAUGCGUUUUUGUUCCGCGAUCGUUUCGCAAUAUGUGUUGAACCGUUGAACAUCCCGACUGUGACCGUGUAUAUAUAUAUAUGACUACACGUGGUUGUACAUUCAUCUUUCUACGAUGAGUGAGGAUCUACGUUUCAGCGAGAAAAGUAUUUGCGUUCUUCAAUGUUAUGAAACAAUCGUAUAUCCGAUGGAUAAUUAUUUCUCAAUAAAACAAAUUUAUUAUUUUA